GUCAGUGUGCUCUGUCAUCCUGAAUCUUCCAGGUGUUCUGAAGGAUUACCUGCGGGAGUUACCAUACCCCUUGAUAUCCAAGAAUUUGUAUGAAGCUGUUCUCGACUCUAUGGCUAAGAGGCCCCUGCGGAUCGGUGCCAAUGGGAACGAGAAUGACCACUCAGACUCUGAGCACACUGUCGGUCUCCUGGAAAUCCUGCCUGAAGUCGAGAAGGCUACCUUACGGAGGUUGCUUGACCAUUUGAAGCUGGUGGCCUCUCACCACGAGGUGAACAAAAUGACCUGCCAGAAUCUGGCCGUGUGCUUCGGCCCGGUGCUACUCAGCCAGAGGCAAGAGGCAUCCAGCCAUAGCAAACGGGUUUUCAUUGACUCGGAGGAGCUGGCCAGUGCCUUGCACUUCAAGAAGCACAUCGAGGUGCUGCAUUACCUCCUGCAGCUAUGGCCAGUCAUAGACUCCCAAAGCGCAGCGGCCUCUCCGGUGAAGGAGCCCCCAGCCGAGGUGGCUGUUGCCCCCCAGUACUUGCGCAGGCGCAGGGAGCGUCCACAGGUGCUGAACGUGAGCGAGGAGGAGAUUGCAGGCGUGCUCCGGCCGAAACCUGGCCGCUUGGACAGUCCCAGCAACCGCUACGCGGGGGACUGGAGCCGCUGUGGAGAGAGCUACCUGCAGCCACUGAAAGCGCCGGUCAGCGAGGACGUCGACUAUGACGACGUGCCGUCGGAGGAUGUGCAGGACACAGGCGAUCUGCAAGAGAAGCCAGAACAGGCGCCUCCAGCAGAAGAGGAGAAGGGCGGACGUCAGGGUGAAGAACAGGGCGAGGAGAGCAGCUCAGUGGACGUCCGAGCGCACGUUCCUACCGGUCCCGUUUUUACAACCCAGCAGCACCUAGUCAACGAGCACAGGUACCAGGCGUUUGUGAAGAUCCAGAACUUUACCCCAGUCCUAAGUAACAGGGUCAACCUCAAGGAUCUGCAGGAGAGCAUCGACACCCUUAUCGGCAACUUGGAGAGGGAACUGAACAAAAACAGAAUAAGUGUUGGCUAGCAACGAUGCUAACCAGCAAACCAUGCAUCAGAAUUGCAAGUUAAUGGCUCAGGGCUGGCCAUGACAGUGUUCUAAACUUCAGAACAAGGGUGUAUCUGGAAGUUCCCUUGUUCUGUAGAGCAUUCAUCCUUUGUGGUUUUCGUCAUCUGUUACGGGCACCCUGCAGUGCUUUCUUUUUAACAUUGCAACUGCUCCUCUUCAUCUUCUUCUUAUUAGAAGAAUUCAUUAACCCUAUGGGGUAUUAAAGGUGCCUUCAUUGUUAAAGGUUGUACAGACUGAGACAUUUUUUUUUAAAAGAUGUACAGUUUAACGUAAACUGAUGCACUUAAAAAGCAGACUUUGGGAGAGCAUGUUUAGAUGUAGUGGUCUUGAAAUAUUGUACAGGAUAAUGAACCUUUAGCACUAGAUUUUGGAGCUCAGCAAAUGACAGAUACUAGGGUACUAGGGUAAAUUAGUAAGUGUCCACUAGGUGUUCAUAGAUGCUAUUCUGUUUUAAAAGCUAAAGAUGUAUAUUCUACGAUAAAAUGUUUCUUUAUAUUACUGUACAAAAUAUAGUUUUGUACUUUUUUUAACUGUAUAUUUUUGAUAUAUCACAAAAUAUCAGAGCAAAAUACUGUUUCUAAAAAAUUAGUUCACAUUUCGUACAGAAAAUUAUUUUGAUAAAGACCUCAUUUAUAACAGCUAUAAUAGUAAGUUUGGUACCUAAUGAAUGAAAGUCAUCCAGGGAUAAAGAAUUAUCAGUAUUUUUCAUAAAGAGACAUGCAUACAUCUGGGAUGUACAUUAUUUAACGUUAUUACCAUAAUAUAAUUUCUAUCAUUGGAAUGUUUAUAUAUAUUGCUUAAUAAAAAAUAUGCCCCUUUGUUUUACUACAUCGGAAAAAGAAAUUUGUACAGUCUAACAUAAGCCUGAACAGUAAUGAGGGUUAUUUCAUGUAUAUAAAAAAAAUAUAUCCUGAAGGGACAUCUUUUUUGCAUAAAUUGAGGCAAAUCAGACAGUUUCACAUGAUGUCACAUGUGUGUUCUGGAAUAGGGUUAACUUUGAAAUAGAUGUGUAUUACGUAUAUUCAUGUAAAGUAAUUGGCAGCUUUAUUUUAAUAUUCGUUCACAAUAUCUUCCAUCUUAUCUUAUAGAUCCUGAACGUGUAAGAGCACAUUUCCGAUACGCCGAAACUAAAUACGUUAUGCAUAUUUGUUGUGGGGUAUGCUGCGCUCACACCUGUAUGGCUGGACUUUUGCAGGUUUACUCCAGGUACUCUGCCUUUUUCCCACAGUACAAAGACAUGAUGAUAGGUGACUUGGUGUCUUUAAAUUGCCUGUACUGCCUGUGGCCUUUUAUGGAUUGCAUCCCAUCUAGGAAGACCUGUGCUCUGAGUCAGAACCCAGGCUCUGACCCUGUACUGGACUUAAAGUCAUAAAAGUCAUGGAUAUUUAUACUAGGACUACUGGUAUUCCUGGGCUGUGUCAGGUGAUCCCCUGGAAAUAGUCCUGAUGUAUAAGUGCUGUUUGGUUCUUCUGGUGUAGAGGAGUUCACAAGGAGAACUUCCAUCUGCAAUGUGCUUAUCUGUAGCAAGCAGGCCGCAAGAUAUUCAAAGCCAUGCGUCAGGAGGAAGCUUCUCCUAGCCGUAGCGCAUGAUUAAGAGCCCCUAACCUGUAACUUAACUUCAGUAAGAGAAGCACCAUCACUCUGUUGUGGGUUCCAGCUCAGAUUCUGCAUUGUGUGGGUGGAAGGUUUCCCAGUAAAUCUACAUCACCGGCCAUUUGAAUAAAUGUAUGAGUAAAGGUCAUCAUGUAUUCAACCAUACAUAUAUCAUCUUACUCUUGUAAGAGUCAAAAACUCUAAUUGAGUCAGCAGUGAGAUUAGAAGUUAAACCUUAUUCGUGUAUGGAUUUUUAAAAAGACAUUAUAGCAUUUCAAAUUCGUUAUCCUAUUGACGGGUAAUUUUGGUAACGUUGAGUUUUUUUUUUCUUCAGAAUUUACAUGUAUUUCUUAAAUGGAAUUUUGACAGUGCAUGAGUGCAGCCUGUUAGACCGAUGUCUAAUCCAGCUUGUACCCUGCUUUCAAUUUAUGCUUCUCCAUGAUGGAUUGCUGUACCCCCAUUUUGGAUAAGCAUACAAACUGUGUUAAAUGGCUAAAAUUUUGGUAUUUGAAGUUAAAAGUACAUUCCAUAAAUAUGUGUAUGUAUUUGUAUGCCUUUGCAGUAUGUUACUGUUUCUUUGACAAUUUCAAUGUAUGUGUAUUUAAAGCUUAUUAAUUACCUUGUAGUAUCACUAUAAGUAACAGUCUUUCUUAUAAUAUAUUGCUUGUAUAAAGAUGUAAUAUGUUUUGAAGUUAUAUAUUGGGACUAAUGAAACAUUUCUAGUUGCAAAACAUAAUUACAUAUGGAUGCGUACAGAUGUUACUAUUUUUAUUAUGUUUUAUAUGUUUAUAUAUUUUAAUCACUGUUGGUACGAAGUGGGAAUUUGUGUAUUAUAAUAAUAUUUCAUGAUCAAAAACCUUUCAUCCAAAAUGGAUCAUUUUCAUCCUCUGCUGCCCAGUGUGUGUGUGUAGAUGUAUAUGUUAUUUUAAUUACCUCAGCAGCUUCUCACAAAUAUGUUCAGUUUACAUCAGCGUAUGGAUUCAUAUUUCAGACACAUUAACAGCUCUUAAUGUCAUGAACAAAUGAAGCGAACGUCUGAGUGCAUUUCCCUCUCCACAGUGUCUAAAAUGUGAGCCGGUUCCACUUCUUACACAAGAUCCUUAGCAACUAGUUGUGAAAAAGCUUUUGCAUUUAUGUAUUUUUAAUUAGCAUGCAUUUAUUCAUGCAUGUACUGUUCCAAAAUUAUUUUAUGUUUUUAAGAUUUGAAAAGACCUAAAUUUAUGUCAUUUUGGACAAAUUGAGACAUUUCUUUGGAGAGAAAAGUAAAUUAAAAUGGGGGCAUAUA
Messenger RNA from Paramormyrops kingsleyae, 3962 nucleotides. NCBI's taxonomy places the organism in Eukaryota, Metazoa, Chordata, Actinopteri, Osteoglossiformes, Mormyridae. The record is from RefSeq and is a predicted model, not a curated record.